Messenger RNA from Rotaria sordida, 903 nucleotides. Lineage: Eukaryota; Metazoa; Rotifera; Eurotatoria; Philodinida; Philodinidae. The record is from the annotation of a GenBank genome assembly.
AUGGGUGAUACGAAUGGACAAGUAGUAGCUGGUGGUAAUGGCCAAGGAAAUCGAUUGGAUCAAUUGAAUUGUCCAUUCGAUGUGUUGAUCGACAAAGAGACGGAUAGUCUCAUUAUUUGUGACCAGGACAAUCAACGAGUCGUACGAUGGUCUCGUCGUAGUGGUACAUCUCAAGGAGAAAUCCUUAUCGACAACAUCGAUUGUUAUGGAUUGGCCAUGGAUGAUCAGAGAUAUCUCUACAUCUCUGACACCGAAAAAGAUGAAGUAAGACGAUACCAAAUUGGAGACAAGAAUGGAACUCUUGUGGCUGGUGGCAAUGGCGAAGGUGCUGGUCUCAAUCAACUCAACUUUCCGAUCUACAUCUUUGUCGAUCAACAACAGACUGUCUACGUGUCAGACAGGGACAAUCAUCGUGUAAUGAAAUGGAAUAAAGGUGCAAAAGAAGGAAUUGUCGUCGCUGGAGGUCGAGGCAAAGGGAAUGCUCUGACACAAUUGUCGCAUCCUCAAGGACUGAAUAUUCGAAGUUUAUUUGAUAUUCAACUAUUAUCAUUAACAAUUGAUGAAACUGAAAAAUUCGGAAUACUUUGUUUGAUUGAAGGUCAAAUACGUCAACAUAUAUUUCGUGUUAUUAAUGAAAAUACAAAUACUAGUAGUCAUAGUUCAAAAUGUUAUUUUACUGAUUCAAUGUCUUCACUAUUAUCGAUUUCAACAUUAUCGAAUAAUACUCAUCAUCAUGGAAGUAAUAAAACUUAUUCUUCACUUAUUCAAACAUCACUUGAGAAUUUAGACAUUGGUUCAGAUUUACGUUCAAUUAAUUGUCUAAAUUUAUUAGACUUCGCAUUUGAACGUGGUCUUCAUAAAGCGAAGAAACGAUUAAGUCUAGCUAUUCCAUUCAGUCCAUGA